This is a messenger RNA of Arabidopsis arenosa, 1700 nucleotides long. The record is from the annotation of a GenBank genome assembly. NCBI's taxonomy places the organism in Eukaryota, Viridiplantae, Streptophyta, Magnoliopsida, Brassicales, Brassicaceae.
GCGGAUCAAUAAAAAAUGCUCCCUUCACACCAAUCCAAACCCUAUGUAUCCUUUUGUUACUCGCCGGAAGAGCCAGAGUAACCCUGAUUGCGGUGUUGUCAAGUUGGGGGAAGAAGAUGACUCUUGCGGCACACUGGACAAACUCCCGUUGGUUCAUGGGCUUCACACUGCUGAACCACGUCCUGUUGAUAUCAAACGAGAACUCGUGAUGCUCUCUCUUCCAGCCAUUGCUGGCCAAGCUAUAGAUCCUUUGACGCUACUCAUGGAAACUGCAUACAUCGGAAGGCUCGGAUCUGUAGAGUUGGGUUCCGCUGGCGUUUCCAUGUCCAUCUUCAAUACCAUAUCAAAGCUCUUCAACAUUCCACUCCUCAGCGUUGCCACUUCUUUUGUCGCUGAAGAUAUUGCAAAGAUUGCCGCUGAAGAUUUAGCCUCAGAAGAUAGUCAUAGUGACAUACCUUCUCAAGAUUUACCAGAAAGGAAACAGUUAUCUUCAGUGUCAACAGCGCUAGUGUUAGCCAUUGGAAUUGGCAUCUUCGAGGCACUGGCUUUGUCUUUGGCAUCUGGACCCUUUCUAAGGUUAAUGGGUGUACAAUCUAUGUCAGAAAUGUUCAUCCCUGCGCGGCAGUUUCUUGUCCUUAGGGCGCUUGGUGCUCCUGCUUAUGUGGUUUCUUUAGCUCUUCAAGGCAUUUUUCGUGGAUUCAAGGAUACAAAAACUCCAGUCUACUGUUUAGGCAUUGGUAAUUUUCUGGCUGUAUUUCUAUUCCCUCUGUUUAUAUACAAGUUCAGGAUGGGUGUAGCCGGGGCAGCAAUCUCUAGUGUCAUCUCCCAGUACACUGUUGCCAUUUUGAUGCUUAUACUCUUGAACAAAAGAGUUAUACUGCUUCCUCCAAAGAUUGGGUCACUAAAGUUCGGCGAUUACCUAAAAUCAGGGGGGUUUGUUCUUGGAAGGACUCUGUCUGUGCUCAUGACCAUGACUGUUGCCACAUCAAUGGCGGCUCGUCAGGGAGUUUUCGCAAUGGCAGCACAUCAGAUAUGCAUGCAAGUGUGGUUGGCGGUAUCUCUUCUUACUGAUGCACUAGCUUCAUCUGGACAGGCCUUGAUCGCGAGUUCUGCAUCCAAAAGAGACUUUGAAGGUGUGAAAGAGGUCACUACUUUUGUUCUGAAGAUAGGAGUGGUGACAGGGAUUGCACUUGCUGUUGUGUUGGGGAUGUCUUUCAGUUCAAUAGCUGGUUUGUUUUCCAAAGACCCUGAAGUUCUGCAGAUUGUGAGAAAGGGUGUAUUGUUUGUAGCGGCGACUCAACCAAUAACAGCGCUAGCGUUUAUCUUUGAUGGGCUGCACUAUGGGAUGUCUGACUUCCCCUACGCGGCUUGCUCGAUGAUGGUGGUGGGAGGAAUAUCAUCAGCGUUCAUGCUGUAUGCACCGGCAGGGUUGGGGCUAAGUGGAGUGUGGGUGGGGCUGAGCAUGUUCAUGGGAUUGCGGAUGGUGGCUGGAUUUAGCAGAUUAAUGUGGAGGAAGGGCCCAUGGUGGUUCAUGCAUACAAGUGACAAGCGUCUUGCUUAAAGCUGUGAAGGAGAGUGAGAGAAUUAGAGAGUGACGUGCCCAGUCGUCUUCUUUCAUCAACAUAUACACUACAUUUUACUUGUUAGCUUCGUUUGUCACUCAUUUUUCGAUCAUCAAUAUAUAAAAUAUGACGGUUUAA